Molecule: messenger RNA, 922 nt
Organism: Chlorella variabilis
Lineage: Eukaryota; Viridiplantae; Chlorophyta; Trebouxiophyceae; Chlorellales; Chlorellaceae
Exons: 5
Coding region: 131-922 (263 amino acids)
Cellular component (GO): cytosol
Source: RefSeq, a predicted model, not a curated record
AUUGUGUGGCUACUCUGCAUCGAUUGGACGUCCUGCAACCGUGUGCCGUGGUACUCUGCCGCAAUUGCUUGCGGUGCGCUCUACAUGACCGCAUUGACGUAUCACGCCUGCUAGGACGCAUUCGGCAGCCAUGCAGACCACACCUGCAGCAGCCCAGCGCCCUCCGACGGCAACAUGCCAGCGCCCCCGCCUGGCUCGGCAGCCCCUACACGCUGUCCCCGUGUGCAGCCCGGCCAGCCAGCAGGGCAGGCAGCAUGCCACGCAACCGCGCCGCCAACUAGCGCAGCAGGCUAGCGGCGGCAGCUGGCGGCAGCGGCAGCGAGCGGUUUCUGCUCGCGCGGCGCCCCGCGACUUUGACAAGGGCCGGUUUGAUGCCGCCAAUAAGGACUAUGCCUCGCUGACGCAGCAGAUUGAGGACACUGCAGCUGAGGUGGUAGAGGGCCUGCAGGGCACCAGCCUGUUCCUGGUCGGCAUGAUGGGCAGCGGCAAGUCCACCGUGGGCAAGCUGAUCAGCCAGGCCCUGGGCUACUGCUUCUUCGACACAGACACGCUGAUUGAGCAGCUGAGCCAGAAGAAGGUGUCUGAGAUCUUUGCCGAGGAUGGGGAGGAGUCGUUCCGGGAGCUGGAGACGCAAGUGCUGGCGGAGCUCUCCCCCUUCAAGAACUGCGUGGUGGCCACCGGCGGCGGCGUGCCCACCAAGGCCGAGAACUGGGGCCACAUGCAGGGCGGCGUCAGCGUGUGGCUCAACGGCCCCCCCACCCUGCUGGCCCACCGCGUGGUGGGCGACGGCACCGAGUCGCGGCCGCUGCUGUCGCAGGUGCGGCCCCUGGCCCCAGGGCUGGGGCGGCAUGUGGCGAUGGGUGGCGGCUGGAUCCCUGCAGCGCCUGCGCACCUCUCAGCAUGCAUGAAGGGGUGGUGGUGA